Molecule: messenger RNA, 713 nt
Organism: Emiliania huxleyi CCMP1516
Lineage: Eukaryota; Haptophyta; Isochrysidales; Noelaerhabdaceae
Exons: 1
Coding region: 57-494 (145 amino acids)
Source: RefSeq, a predicted model, not a curated record
CCGACAGCUGCGGCAAGUGCGUCACAGAAUUUGACGCCGCCGGCGGCUGUGCAGCCAUGCGUGCGUAUGCAUCAGUCGACGCGUUGGUCCCUGCGGGGUGCCACCAUUGCGGGGACGAGGCAGCCGUGCACUGCGGAGUCGAGCCCGGCUCGGCCAACAUCCCCGCCGGCUCGGCCAACAUAAGGUACGAGCGCAAGUACUGCUCCGCCGAAGGCGUCCCGAUGUACGAAACCUGUGAGGGCUGCGGAGCCGCCCGCGGCGCGUGCUCUGGCGACUGCACAAACGACGACGGCAAGCACGCCAACUGCAUGGAAAUCUCGUGGGCGGAUGGCGGCGUCUCGACAAAGGCGGAGUGCCGCAACAUGACGCACGUGUCGCUGCACUUUGAUGAGGCCGGGUGCACCGGCAAGCUCAUUAAGGAGCUGGAGGAGCAGGCCGACUGCUACAUGAUCGACCAAGACAGCGGCUCGUACGUGGACGUGUGUCCGGCUUGACCGGAUGCUCCGCCCACUCGCCCGCCCGCCGUGCCGCCGCGCCCGCCGCCUGCCGCGCCCGCCCGCCGCGCCUAGUGUCCCGCCCUCCCUCCACCCACCGCCAGCCAGCCGCUCGCCCAUUCGCCCGCCCGCCGUGCCGCCUCGCACGCCGCCCGCUGCGCCGCCUGCAGUGCCUCUCGCCCCCGGCCCCGCCGGGGCGGGGCGGCGGGCGAUCGGCUG